Molecule: messenger RNA, 6862 nt
Organism: Opisthorchis viverrini
Lineage: Eukaryota; Metazoa; Platyhelminthes; Trematoda; Opisthorchiida; Opisthorchiidae
Exons: 30
Coding region: 1-6783 (2260 amino acids)
Biological process (GO): RNA export from nucleus; protein import into nucleus
Cellular component (GO): nuclear pore inner ring
Molecular function (GO): structural constituent of nuclear pore
Source: RefSeq, a predicted model, not a curated record
AUGCACCAUUACCAGACUUCACAGCGACAAAAGUUAGUUGGAGGCGAGAUGGCUAAAGUGAGCGCGAAUUUACUGACCGGAAGGUCCGUGGUUCGAACCCGACCUCUGCCUCUGGACUUCCCCUGUCUAGGCUUGGGCAACCUGGCCGUAUCCCAGACCUCAUGCUUCCUUCUGGUGGCAUGGCAGUUAGGCAGCGAAAGAGUGCUACAGCCGAUUGAUUUUUUAAAUUACUUUACUUGCACUUCAGCUUGCUUGCCCAGCUUCUUUUCAUUUUCACAUGGACGUAUACAUGGUCUAUUCAACCGUAUCCGCCUUUUCUAUUGGCAAGAACGUUUGGCUCUUUGUGGCCUUUUGAAGCUUGCACUGUGUAACUGGCAUGAUGGGUGGUCCUCGGUCGCAGAUGCUGUGUUCGCUCUGACUAGUUAUGAGACACGUACCGAACUAAUAAAUGCCGUAAUAACAGACUAUUUACACGUGGUGUCUGAAACUGAGGAAUUUGUAAAGAAUCAAAAGGGCCCCACGACUUCUGCAGGGCGUUUUGCGCCAUGUUUUGGUGGAGCCCUGGUGGACUUUGACGUGGGCGAUAACUUUGAUCUCAUGAUAUCACAAAAACUGAAAGAACAGGUCGAAUUACUCCAAGCGAUUCUAAUUGGAGUUCACAUGGAACUACAACCUUCAUCAACGUCGGCCGUAUCUCAGUUCACAAAGCUUAUGGAGUCUUUUUGGUCUCAAUCGUUAGGACUCCACCAACCCAUCCUACGAGCACUUGUCAAACGGCCUUCUAUACUGGAUCAAAUUUGCUUUUUACAAACACUGAUUCUUAUUCGUUCUGCGCGCUUGGAUUGCCCCUCCCUGUUUCGACGCACUGAUCCAAGAACCAAGUCGAGGAAAACUCCAUCCAGGCACAGUAGAGUUGCCCCUGGUUCAACAAGGACAGCAUCAACUUUGGAACCUGCAGCACCGCAUUUUCUAUCUGAUACACGUCUGCUUAAUCGACUGCUCGUCAGUCUGUCCGAUUUGGGUGACCUUCCUGUUCACGGACCGUUGUUGCUAUUCGGGGCUGUUUGCGCUUCCUCGUUCGCUCCACCGUCUGCUUCUUUGUCUGUUGCUGGUGAGCAGCGAACUGAUGAAGAGGUUGAAUGGGUACUUGCUAGUGGCGUUGGCGAGCAACUUGACCGGGGUGCAAUCAGCGAAACUGCUCAAUUACUUGCUGGUCAGUAUGGAAAAUUGGCUAUUGAAUCGUUACAUGUAUUCGAUUUCCUCAUGGAGCAGUUAAAUGGCUUCGGAAAUACCGAUUCUGGAUCAAGUGAACUCAUGGAUCACACAGGCACUGUUGUUGCUGCUACUGGAUUUGGUUCGGAAGCUCAUAUCGGACUUGUGGACUUUUGUGCACAUGUGGCCGUUUUAGAUUUACUUACCCUAUUGACGAGAGAUGUGGUUCUAUGGUCACUUGAUUCCCAACUUCCAGAUGUGCACCAUUAUCCCGAGCUGUUUGGUCCUCCGAAUCAGACCGCCUUCAUUCAACUCGUUGCGAAGACACUGCACGUCGUUGUUCAGCAUGUCCAGUACGUCAGUUCGCAGCCUCGACUAAAAUCAAAUAAGAAUCACGAAUCUGAGUCCGGUUCCGGCAUAGGUAACCGUCUUGCGAGUUUGAUCGAAUCACUGACUGAAGUCUUUCCUCAGCGUCUUGGCAUCUUACGGCUAUGUUCCGCCCUGAUGAUCCCCGGGAGGACGGCGUCAUCACGUGGUGCAGAAAGUUGCCUGGUCAAAUUGGUAUCCGAGCUGAUCUCUUCUAUGCCGUUCUUGUCCGAACCAUUUAGUCCAGAUCUGUCAGCCAUGCUUUCUCGAAACAGCACACCGUGGUAUCCGUCGUUGGACAGUGGAGGGGAUUUGACACAAACCAAUGAGGUGGUUCUCACACAGCCAUAUACGAUUUGGCAAACCGAAAGUCGUUUUGGCGACCACCGCAAAUCCUCUUAUUCGACCAAGCUUCAGCUGCCCGCUGGAACUCAUGGAAUCAUUCGGUCAGAUUUGGGUUUGGUUAUUUGGAAAUACGAGCACUCCGUUUGGCAAGUGCUGGAAUGCGAAAUUCAACAGACAUGGAGCGUGUUUGACUCCGUCUACAGAACUGAGUUCGAAUUGAUAGGACUGUCGCAUUCGCAAUCUUUUGCUGGAUCUUUAGAUGAUCAUCAGGCGCGACUGUAUACUCGACUACUGCGGCUAUUUGAAUUCGUUUGUUUUGUCAAUUCUUGUGUGCAAGCCGACGUCCACUUACCGUUUUGUCUUCGCGUGAUGGGACAACUGUGGCAAUUACUCAUUCAUAUCCUCGACCUGGCAAGCGAAAGGCAGCUUGAAACCAGGCGAUUGCCUAAGGAUUCUGAGGCAGAUAGUAGAAUUCAUCGAUUGCUACUAAAUCGGUUGUUACCAACCAUGGUGCGUUUAUGGGGCGCGGUAAUGAACAACCUGUCGAAUGGGGGGUCGACCCGUCUUUUUGAGAAUCACACAGACCUAUGGGGACGCCUUUUCGGGGAUCAUGCAACCCUCUUCCCUGGAGUUCUUUAUGCUCGGAAUGUUCAGUCCACCAAGACCCAACUCAACCUGACCACAUCGCACAUCACCAAACAGUUUGCGGAAAUGAAAACUAGUCUACUUGACGCCGGACGGCCGUCGAAUACAGUUCUUUCUUUUGAGCUUCUCAUCGCUUACCUUGACUUUGUUUCCGGCCUGCUAGCUCUGACCAAAUGGUACAGUGGUGCUUUCGCAGAUCCAGCUGAAGUAUCACCGAUAGACAAUGGUAUGGAACUGCUGAGAGGCGCCGUUUUGUUCGUUGUGCAACACUUACUUCCGGACUUGCUUCAUCCAGACAAAUGGAUUCAUUUUUUGGGUACAUCCAAGAAUUCAUUUGGUCUCCACUGUUUGGCUGAACGUUGUCUCAUCUUGUUGACCGAUCUACUAACAACCAGCUGUUUGGAUUCCGACUCUUUGGAGAACCUUGAUCUUCUAUCGUCUGAUGCCGUACAUGAGGCACUACAGUCCACGGGAAAGAUUCAUCCGAUUGGAAAACUUCGUCAGUUCGCAUUGCACCUACUGCUUAACAAUAGAUCGGCUCUGGAUAGUUUACUUGCUCUGUCUUCUAUUCCUGUCCGCUUACUCCUUGUUCGAUACAAAACCUUGGAGAAUGGGCUCAUCAUUACCACAGCGAAUGGGCAGUCCAAUGCGUGCGUAAACUCCCACGGUGGACGUAUGGCUCGAACUACUUGGCUAGCGAUUAUUCUUGUGCAUCAUCUGCUGAAUUUGGAAUAUGCUUGGUACACUCGACACUCAGGUUCCAGCUUCUCCAAUCCAGUCCAACCUCUCCUCAGUGAGAUUCGACGUCGAGUGAACCCGUCUACAAGAGAGCAUUAUGUUGCCACCCUGUUUCAUUACAUCUACUAUCCGUACAAUGUUGGUCUGUCGCGAGCUGCCGUAACUCUGCUGAAGUGGAUAAUUCAGUACUCAGAUAUGAACGUGGUCGAAUCGCUCGGUGAUCAAACUUCCUUUGUUCGCUCUAUUUGUUUUCAACGAUUGGUCUCGUCCACUGAUGAUCAGCUUACGAGGGCCUGUCUGUUCGACUUAAUUGCAGAAUCCGUACUGUGUUGUGGUGAAUUCCAGGAUAACAAUAGUCAGUCAUCGGCGCGAAGACCAACCGGAUUCCUCCGUCUACUCAUUUCCAGUCCGCCUGUUAGUAGAGGUGCGCAAGAAGAUCACUGGCUUGGCCUGAUGCCGCUGGAUGCAGCUGAGAAAGAACAGCAAAAGCCGGACUUGUUCAAAUGCUGUCUUGCUGUACUAAAGGAUGCCCGGGACAAAUCCAAAGAAGGAUCCGUCGACCAGAUUACAAGCCUGUGUCUCCGAAACGUGUGCAAACUGAUUUCUGCCUUCUAUCUUCAAGAUCUACAAUCAUGUAUCGACACAGUGAAAAAAGAGCCAAACUUCUGGGAACUAGUCACUUUCCCGUUGAUGAAUUUCCUCCGUACGGCCAGAAACAACGAAAAGGUGGACUUGUCAAACGUGGAGAAUGAACUGUUCGGUCACAUUGUUAGCAUAUUGGCUCUGGAGCUCUUCAACACAAUCUUUCAGCAGUGCAAUUUCAAUUUGGACCAAAGUUUGGAUAAAAUCUUGUCACAACUGGUUAGACAAAACGCCUACACGUCGUGGUUCAAGCUGGUAGCACACCGUCUGCGACAGCAUUCACGCACCAUCCCAAUCAACACCCGAUCGAGCCCAGAAUCCCAGACUACUCAGCAGCAGUCAACACAACUCGAUGCACUGUAUGAUGCAACUUGUCGUUGGAAAUGUCUUUUGGUUCUACAUUUGAAGCUCAUCCAAGCCGGGUUCGAGCGACCAGCGACCUCUCUGUCAGAAAGUUCACUUGAUGUCAGUCCUAUCGUCACGGAACUGCUAACUUGUCUACAUUUGCUGAAUGACAUUGCCUUCGAAUCUGGUACAUCAGCUCUGGCUGGACAAUUGGGUUCCUGUCUAACGACUGCACUGCAACAUCAGACUCAAUGUUUUCUUAAGCAACCCAAAACUCCUCCCACGGAUCUGGAGGACCGUCUUGGUCAAGUGCUUUAUUUGGUACUCCAGUUCCGACCCGAUUCCGACGAACAAACUCAACACAUGCACGUAGAGCUGUUGGCAAGUUGUUCUCUGCUCUUGCAAAUGACAAAGGACGAAACAGCGAUGGCGGAUAGACAGAAUUCCAAAGGCGAUUUCCAGCAGUUACGCCUAGAUCUGCUGCACUGUGUGUUCGCUUACAUGGCUCCACUUUCGCUUUGUACAAAGUUAACUGUCGCAGAUGAACUCGCACUUCGUCAGUGCAUCAACUUGGUGAUGCAACUGUGGACGGUUGUCGGACCCGAUCUGGUCUCAGAUCGACUGGUGCAGACGGGGAUUCUGCAUAAUCUUCUCCAAACCAUGAUACAAUAUUCCAAAAUGAGGAAUGGUGCUUCUCUCUGUCGUGAUAUAUUAAGUCUGGUCAGUAUGCUUGCGCUUCCAUGUGCAGUUCAGAUCCCCUGUAUGAAUCGUCGUCUCUAUCCGGAUUUGGACGAAUCCCAAACUCUUUUGAACGGUAAAAAGGGGGUGAAUGGCAGAAGUGCUCAGUUUUUAUUCUCUGGUGCUGAGUUGGUCGCAUCCUACGGACCGCUGCUUUCACAAGCGUUGAUAUGGCCCGGAACCGAAGUUCUUGUACAGUGGAUUCGAGAAGAUGAAGCCACAUUUGCUAUGUCACGCACUUCCCUUCCCGUCAAUUCUGAUAUCUCUCCGUUGUCCGUCAGUCCUAGCGCUGUCCCCUGCUCGAUCCCAACCAAGGGAGAAUGGACAGCCUUGCUUCUGACACAACUUCGAUUCCUCUGUUCUUUGUAUGACGCCCUUGGUGGUCUCGCUCAUCCUUUCGUUGGACAACUUUUACACACUUUCUGCAGUGAGAACUAUUCUCAAUUUGAGGCUUUGCUCACUCUAUGGUCUGAGUCGCUUUACAACGGUGCUUUGUUGACCCCCACAUUGCAAAGACCGUUGCCACCGACAGCCUCCUUGUUGCGUGAAGGACUGUUGUCUCCCUCUCGGAUCCAACUGGCCGAAAGCUUGUGUGCUCUUUUAUGGCGUGUACUCCUGUCCGGACAGUCACUUGGCAUAAGCCCAGUGACUUCGGGAUCCGGUCUUCCGACACUUGGCAUGAAUGUGCUGUUCCGUUCCGAUUCCAGAGCAAACGAGAAUCUGUCAGCUGAUACGAUACGCUAUGCGGCAUCGUACGGACCAGCAUCCUCUCCACAAUUUGCUGCCGCAGUUUUCUCCAUGGCUGAGUUUCAGAUUCAUGUGUGCACUGUCCUAUUUGAACGUCCUGGCUUUCGGCCAGGAGCCAAGACCUUAGUGGGCGGAACUCCGAACCACACCCCAUCGAAAUCUACUCAGAUGUCCGACGCACGAAGCCGUUCGACGGCGUCCCCGUCCCGACCACUCACACCACUGCGGAAGGCAGGUUUGGAUAGCCCAUUGUUCCCUACUACAGAUGCGUCAGCAAUGACGACUGGAAGUGACUGUACGGGAGAGGCAGAGCUCGAGUGCCUAGUUCGACAUUUGGUCACUUCCCUUAGCCUUCUCAUAAUUCAGUUACCUUCAUUGGGCUAUUUGAGCCUACUGAGUUGCGAAGAACUGCACGAAUUACGAAGUCCCAUCCAGUUGGUGUUCAAUUCGCCCAACUUAGAUGACGGCAGUUUCCGUUUAAGCUUCGGUGGACUGCUCAACCUAGCUCAUUCCCUUGGAUAUUUAAUCAGCAAGGUAUGCGGUCAAACCAGGCUGGCGGAAGUAACUGGGGCUAACAGAGACAAAAACAGACUAAGAUCACUUCUCGUGCAGGCGCACGAAAUGACCGUAUCACUUAUUUGCUCUCAAGCUACUCUGGUUCUGGCUAGCGCGCAGACAUCGCCUUCAGAUAAGCAGCUUCUACUCCGCGAACUGUCCGGUGAAUUGAAAUCCUCCAAUGUUUUCGGCCGUCCAGCACGUCGAAUUCACAGAUCGAGUAUGGCACGCUCCUCGCGCAGCCCUAGGAGUCGUUCGUCUAGUGUUGUUCAUCAAAGACCUCACGAUUCCUCUCCACACACAUCGACAUCAGUUUCGGUCGUUGGUGCCGCCGUGGCCGAAUCUGCACAAGAUUCUAUGGGUACUAAAUUGUGCACUUCUGAUCUGACCGCAUUUGAUUUUGAACAAGCUGUGGACCGUUUUGCCGAGCUACUUCGGUUGACCGUAUAAAUUGCUCGAUGCCAUCCCUUGCUCCCACUCUGUUGUUUUAUGUCUGCCGGGACCUUUGUAUAAAACACCUCGUUUUCAC